Photinus pyralis (common eastern firefly) is the source of this 1122-nucleotide messenger RNA. RefSeq names its product ribosome production factor 2 homolog (gene Non3). The coding region runs from base 138 to 1100 and encodes 320 amino acids. Lineage: Eukaryota; Metazoa; Arthropoda; Insecta; Coleoptera; Lampyridae. The record is from RefSeq and is a predicted model, not a curated record. Gene Ontology annotation, biological process: ribosomal large subunit assembly; maturation of LSU-rRNA from tricistronic rRNA transcript (SSU-rRNA, 5.8S rRNA, LSU-rRNA). Gene Ontology annotation, cellular component: nucleolus. The transcript has 3 exons. Gene Ontology annotation, molecular function: rRNA binding.
GCCUGGCUUAAUGCCUGGACGCAACCACGACGCAACUGCUAAAUUCUGAACCUCAUUUGAAAUUUUGUUAGCGUAGAGAUUUGAGGUUAUCCCACAUGUUUGCGAAAUUUCUAUCACAGUGUAAUUAAAAAAUCGAAAUGGCCAUUCAACGUGUAGUUAAACCCACCACACGUAAAGGGAAACGUGUCCUAGAAGCUCGACAACCCAUAACUAUCGAAGGGCCUAAGCAAACUUUAGUACUUCACGGCCGUAAAACAUCUGACUUUAUAAGGCUUGGAUUAAAAGAUCUAUAUCGUUUGAAGAAGCCUGAUGCAAAAUUACUAUCUCGCAAUAACGAUAUAACAAUAUUUGAAAAUGCGAGUCCUGUUGAAGAACUUUGUCGAAAAUACGAAACUUCCUUAUUUAUAAUGGGAUCUCAUAGCAAAAAACGACCUAAUAAUUUAAUUAUAGGACGAAUGUACAAUUAUUCAUUGCUUGAUAUGGUCGAGUUAGGAUUAGAUUCGUUUCAAAGUUUAGCCGAUUUUGUAGGACCCAAAAUAACAUUGGGUACUAAACCUUGUCUUAUAUUUAAUGGUCCUGCUUGGGAUCAAAUGGACGAACUUAAACAUUUAAAAUCAAUGUUUGUGGACUUAUUUCACAGAGAGAAUGUUGAAAACAUUCGCUUGCAGGGUUUAGAACACGCAAUAAGUUUUACUGCAACUGCUGAUAAUAAAAUUUUGCUUAGAUCUUAUAAGGUUUUGCUAAAAAAGUCUGGCUGUAAAACUCCUCGGGUUGAACUAGAAGAAAUGGGACCACACCUAGAUUUUACAUUCAGACGAUCAAAAUUAGCUAGCGAAGAUUUAAUGAAACAAGCUUGCAGAAAGCCUAAAAUACUAAAAGUGGCAAAGAGAAAAAAUGUGUCUCGCGAUGGGUUGGGUACAUUACAUGGACGUAUUCAUGUUGGUAAACAAAAUAUUACAAGUCUUCAGACACGAAAAAUGAAAGGUUUAAAGAAGACUGCUGAAGAAAAACGAGCAGAAAAGAAACAAAGGAAAAGACCUUUAACCGCAGAAACUAACAGUACUAAACCUGUAGCUAGUAAAAAACGUAAAGUGGAAUAAAAUAAAGACUUCUUUAACUUUG